AUGGCCUACCACCUCCACAUCACCAACAAGAACUACUCCUCCUGGUCCCUGCGCGCCUGGCUCCUCUUCCGCCAACUCGACAUCCCCUUCACCGAACACCUACACCCCCUCAUCUCAGGCACCUUCGCCCAGCCCCAAUGGCGCGCCUUCUCCCCCGUCGCCCACGUCCCCUGCCUGCACAUCCUUCCGGACACCACCACCACCAAUAACCCCAGCGAUACCAUCACCCCAAACCCACCUCCCCUCGUCGUCUGGGACUCCCUCGCCAUCACCGAGCACCUCGCCGAGUCCCACCCCACCAAACCCAUCUACCCCUCGCUCCCCGCCGCCCGCGCGUGGGCGCGCUCCGCCGUCGCCGAGAUGCACGCGGGCUUUGCCGCCAUCCGCCAGCAGCUGGGGUUCAACAUCGGGGUGCGGAUCGCGCUGGGGGAGGGGGUGUUUCCUGGGGUGGAAGGGGAGUAG
Messenger RNA from Chaetomium globosum CBS 148.51, 462 nucleotides. RefSeq lists its product as uncharacterized. The record is from RefSeq and is a predicted model, not a curated record. NCBI's taxonomy places the organism in Eukaryota, Fungi, Ascomycota, Sordariomycetes, Sordariales, Chaetomiaceae. The coding region runs from base 1 to 462 and encodes 153 amino acids. The transcript has a single exon.